Corythoichthys intestinalis (scribbled pipefish) is the source of this 4062-nucleotide messenger RNA. RefSeq names its product gastrula zinc finger protein XlCGF8.2DB-like. The transcript has 2 exons. The record is from RefSeq and is a predicted model, not a curated record. Gene Ontology annotation, biological process: regulation of transcription by RNA polymerase II. Gene Ontology annotation, cellular component: chromosome. NCBI's taxonomy places the organism in Eukaryota, Metazoa, Chordata, Actinopteri, Syngnathiformes, Syngnathidae. Bases 440 to 1453 code for a protein of 337 amino acids. Gene Ontology annotation, molecular function: chromatin insulator sequence binding.
AGUAGUUUAGUCUCAAACGCUUCAACGUAUUACCCUGAAGUUUCAGGGACUGAACGUUUCUACUUCCGGUUCACUUGACGCAACUUCCGUGUACCCUCGCCAGACUUGCAGUUCUUUCCUGUAGCCUUCUUCUAACCAAACGCGUGUCUUCAAAGUUUUCUCAUCGGGUGAAUACCCAAGUAAGAUUUUAGUGGACUAAAACGUCCUAUCUUUAAGCUUAUUGGAAGUUGUUUGGCUUGAUGUUGAAGCUUCCCAGGCUUACUUCACUUUUUUUUAAGCUUAGUUCGCUAGCCAAGACACGCUAACUCAUUCCGAUUACUUAAAAUUUAUUUUAAAGAUGCGACAAAAUACAACUGACUGAAGCCGAAAGGAUCGAGACGUGGAUGCUGACGAGGAGAGGUAAUCCAGGCCACGACGAGCAAUUGAAAAACGAAAGAAAAUGAGGUGUCCCACAGAUGUCACUGUAGAUGAUCUUCACCAUGAGAAGCACGAUCUCCUCCACAUCAAACAGGAAGAGGAGUCCGAGAUGCCGUUCGUCAAACAGGAGGCAGAGCCAGAGACCCCCGACAUGAAAGAAGAAGACCAGGAAGUAGAAAUCCACACGUUUCCGAUGGAUGUCAGUGUGAAGAGCGAAGAAGACAAAGGACCAAGGCAAGAGAGUGGAGCAGCGAACCUUUUGACCGACAGUCCAUUUCAGCACGUGACAGCAAAAGUAGAGGGACGAUCGCGACCGGACAGCCUCGACAUAACGUCACAUUCUUCUAACUUUAAUACUGAUGAGGAGGAAGAUGCCUCUGACCAAAAUGCGACAAAAUCUUUAAACGAGUCAUCAUUGAGUAGAGACGCCAAGGAAUGCGUGGUUGGGAAACCUUUUCCCUGCUCACUCUGUGAUAAAACAUAUUCUUGGAAACACAAUUUAAAAGCACACAUGUGUAAACACAGCGGGGAGAAGCCUUUUGCCUGCACAAUUUGCGGUAAAAGAAUUAAUCAGAAAAGUGAUUUAAAAAAGCAUAAGCUUACACACACUGGAGAAAAGCCUUUCGCCUGCACACUUUGUGGUAAAGGAUUUUCUCGGAAGGCUAAUUUAGAAAGACAUAAGCAUACACACACUGGAGAAAAGCCUUUUGCCUGCACACUUUGCGAAAAAAGAUUUUCUCUGCAUGGUAAUUUAAUUAGACAUAGGCGUACACACACUGGAGAAAAGCCUUUCGCCUGCACACUUUGCGAUAAAAGAUUUAAUCAGAAAUGUGAUUUAAAAACGCAUAAGCGUACACACACUGGAGAAAAGCCUUUCGCCUGCACACUUUGUGGUAAAGGAUUUUCUCGGAAGGAUAUUUUAGAAAUACAUAAGCGCAUACACACUGGGGAAAAACCUUUUGCAUGCUCACUUUGUGGUAAAAGAUUUGCUCAGAAAGGAACUUUAGUAAAGCACGCAAGAGUUCAUAAUGGGUAAAAACCUUUGAAUUGCAGCGUGUGACAAAAUAUUCUGAUUCCUGCCACGCAUUUACAGUGGAAAAAGCAUUUUAAUAAUUCGGUUUCCCUUGAGCCUCUUUUGUUGUUGAAAUGAUUUUUCAGGUGCUGUUCUUUUUCUAUCCAAUAUAUAUGGCGGAAAACACUCAGGUGACUUGAAUUUCCGCUCUCAGACCCCCAAUUUGACCAAAUUUAAAAAUUGUCUGAUAUGCAUGUGUGAUUCAUUAUUGGAAAGCUUAAAAUCUCAAUUAAAUGGGGGAAGAAAAAUUUUGAACAGGAGGGCAUUUAAGAAAAAAAAAAAAAUUUAAACAUCAAAACCCUAUCUGGAGGUGAGAGCACGCCAGAGCAGAUUUAUAGAUGCCAUGACUUUAACGAGAUAUCGUGUACUUACCUUGUUUCGAUCCAAAAACUCCAUGUAGCAUGUACGUAUCACUGAGCGUCAAGGCACAGCUGUGAAUUGCCACAGCCGGAUCUUUUGGGGAUUUUAUGGAUGAAAUAUAGUAAUAUAACAAGGGUCGCGAUAGAGAAAUCGCAGACAUCAAGGGGUGGUCGAGAUUUUCAUAUAUUUACCCCUUUAAAUGUUUUUUUUUCCAAUUUUCCUUUGUGUGGAUCAAUUAUCAUCUAACAUAUCGGAGAAAAUGCGACAGUAACGAAAAAAAUACAAUCAAGCGAUAGUUAUGUGUUAAUAUCAGUGACUUUUUUUUACACCUUUUUUUCAUUGUGACGUUAUUUGUUUUAAAGUUAAAAUAUGCAAGUGAAUAAUUUUUUAAGUCGUUUUUUUUUUUCCCCAACAAAAUAUUAGACAUCAAUUAAUGAUUCUAAGCUAAAAAUUACAUUUUGAAAAAUAUAAUUACCUUCGUUUUAUGGCUGGGUUGAAACAAAAGCGGUCGCUUGAUGUCUGUAAAAGGGGGUUUUCAGGGUAAAACGGCCAAAUUAAAAAUAGUUCGGGGGCUUAAUGCGCCAUGAAUCUGCUAUGGCAGCAUAUAGACAUAUUGUUCUAUCAAACAAGUUGUUGUUGUCUGUGUUUCCGCCAUAUAGAGAGAGAGAGUAAUUAUCACAUAUGUAAUAAUUAUUAUACAUAACAAAUGUAAUAUUUGAAUAUGUAUGUGUAUGUAUGAUGUUGAAAGACCCGAAACACGAUUCAAGGAACAUCAUUUUCGGGUCUUUCAAGAUGUGUGAUUUUUUUUUUUUUUUUUUACUUCCUCUAUUGUAAAUACCGUAGUUUUUUAUUCACGUUGUAUUAAUUUAUCAAUUCAUUUAUUUCAUAGAAUUAAAAGAAAUACACAUAUGUAUCAAAUUCAGUGUUGUUAAUUUUACUUUUAAAAAGUAAUGAAUUAGUUACAAAUUACUUCUCCCCAAAAGUAAUUGUGUUCAUAACUCAGUUACCUGAAUGUAAGAGUAAUUAGUUACUUGGCAAAGUAACAUGAUAAUUUUCUUUUCUUUUUUUUCCUCAUUAAAAAAAAAAAAAACAGGUCACGCAAUGUGAAGUAUAAAGGGUCUGGGGGACAAUUGGCCCUAGCGCAAUUCUUUACCCUCCACUUAACUAGACACAAGGGUAUUGCGAUAACUAGAUAGUAACCUUUGCUAUGUGUGGAAGUCAUUUAAAGUUGUGAAUCAACCGUUAAAGUCGUUAAAAUUGCUCCCGUUAUUGCAUUAGUUCCCUUCUGUCUACUUUAAACGUGUAAGUUUUAAAACUGUUUCAUCAUUUAAAGAUAGAUUUAAGUUAAGAUUUUGCCGAUUUAGGAGAAUUUUAGAUUAAAAAAAAAAAAGUUAUUUAGGUUCGCUAGGAAAGAUCUCUACAUCAGCCUUCCUGAGAGGUCUACUGCUUUAAGAUGGCGGCUGCUUACUAACGCAUGUAGUCCUUAAAACAUAUUGCAGCUGUGUCUGUCAUUUGCAUCUAGUUCUAUAAUAUGAUAUCUACUGUGUCAUGUGGACUAGUGACGGGAAAAGUUGUUCACCUGAGGAAACGAAUCAAUUCCGGUUCGUUCAGUAAAAAGAUUCGUUCAAACAAAUCGUUCAACGAAUCGUUCACCCUCCUCACCCCCCCUCCCCCACCACCCCACCCACAACCGCCCAAAUGAAUCGUUCGUUCAGUGAACGGGAAGUGACGUUGCCAAAUUCAUUGGCCGCUCUCUUCGUAGAUUCAGAAGUGAGUGUGUGACAGACUGUGUUUUUCUGGGGGGGUUUUUCACUGCCUCGUCUUUGCCGGCGCCCGGGUCUCCCCAGCCGUUGCAGCAAUGAGAAUUUCCCCGUCUAUCAUAUUUCUAUGGGAUCAAAGCCAUGGCUUGUGCUUGCUUCUCUGUGAUAUAGGAAACGGUUAAACAUUUCCCUUUUUUUUUUUAAAGCACAAACUUUUUCAAUCACGCUAAAUUGCGUGUACGCUCCCUUCCGUAUUCGUAGCUUAAACGUGUGUUUACGUGAGCUGGCUGCUCGUGAAAGCCACUUGAUACACCACCAAAUCAUUUUGGCUGAAGAACAAAUAAAUGUGGAAUUUAAAUAAACUGUCUUCGGCUAUUUUUUUUCGGUUGAGUGAGAUUUAUUUCACAAAAAUAAGAAAAUAUAAAAAAUAUUAAUAAAUAAUCAAUUUAUAAU